Molecule: messenger RNA, 1419 nt
Organism: Bathycoccus prasinos
Lineage: Eukaryota; Viridiplantae; Chlorophyta; Mamiellophyceae; Mamiellales; Bathycoccaceae
Exons: 1
Coding region: 1-1419 (472 amino acids)
Biological process (GO): positive regulation of anaphase-promoting complex-dependent catabolic process; anaphase-promoting complex-dependent catabolic process; positive regulation of ubiquitin protein ligase activity
Cellular component (GO): anaphase-promoting complex
Molecular function (GO): protein binding; anaphase-promoting complex binding; ubiquitin ligase activator activity
Source: RefSeq, a predicted model, not a curated record
AUGAUGCAACCUCAUCAUCCACAGACGCCAUCUCGGGACAGAUUUAUCGCCAACCGAUCUGCGAUUGACUUGGACGUCGCCAGGUACGCUUUGGAGGGUAAAUCAUCCACCGAGAAUAGCAACGAUGAUGAUGAUGAGAACGGUGGUCGAAUGGAUGACGAUGGAAAACACCACCACCACCGAUCCGUCGGCAUCGCGAGUCCGAGUAAAGAGGCGUAUAAGAAAUCGUUAGCGUCGAACUACUCGGUACAAAACGGUGGUGAAAAUGGUGAUCACUUGAACUCGAAAAUCUUAGCGUUUAAAUCGAAAGCGCCGGCGCCGCCGAGCGGCAUGGAGAACGCUUCGCGCGAGAUGUACUCCUCGAAUCAUAUCGGAGUUUUAAAGGGUGGAAAAAAACAGUUCCGUCACAUCCCGCAAGCGCCGGAGAGGAUUUUGGACGCGCCAGAGUUGGUGGAUGAUUAUUAUUUGAACUUGAUCGAUUGGUCGUCCCAGAAUUCCAUCGCCGUCGCUUUAGGGUGCACGGUGUAUUUAUGGAACGCCGGGACGGGCGCGAUCGACCAGUUGAUGCAGACGGACGUGGAAAACGACGAAGAGGAUUACGUGACCUCCGUGAACUGGGCUCCGGAUGGAAAGCACAUUGCGGUGGGGACGAACAACGCGGAGGUACAGAUCUGGGACGCAUCGAGAGCGAGGAAAGUGAGAACGUUGAAAGGCCACGAGGCGAGAGUUGGCGCUUUGGCGUGGAACGGGACGCAGUUGGCGACUGGUUCCAGAGAUACGACGGUGAUGACGCACGACGUGAGGAUUCGAGAGCAUUGCACGAACACGUUCACGUGUCACUCACAAGAGGUUUGCGGGUUGAAAUGGUCGCCAAGCGGGACGCAGUUAGCUUCGGGUGGGAACGACAACUCGUUGCAUAUUUAUGACUCGCAGUCGUUGUCGAAUGGUACGUACAGACACAAGUUGGUCGCGCACCAAGCCGCGGUGAAAGCUUUGGCGUGGUGUCCGUGGCAAGCGAAUGUUUUGGCGUCUGGGGGCGGGACCGCGGAUAGAUGCAUAAAGUUUUGGAACGCGAAUACCGGGGCGAUGACGAACUCGGUCGACACGCACUCGCAGGUGUGCGCGUUGCAGUGGAACACGCACGAGAGAGAGUUGUUGUCGAGCCACGGGUAUUCGCAGAAUCAGUUGUGCUUGUGGAAGUACCCGACGAUGACGAAGAUUGCCGAGUUUACUGGCCACACGGCGAGAGUGUUGCACAUGGCGCAGUCGCCGGACGGAACGACGGUGGUUUCCGCGGCUGCGGAUGAGACGUUGAGAUUUUGGAAGUGCUUCGCGGAGAACAGCGCGGAUUCGAAGAGGGUGGCGAAGGACGCGGCGAACGCGGAGAGAUCGGUCUUGAAGAGGUUCAACUUUAGAUAA